GUCAUAGUGGCCAUUGUUGCAGUACUUAUCUUUAUUACUGGCUUGUAUGGCAAUAUUGUAUUGAUUCGAUCGACGAUCGAUCAUACACAGAAAAAAGUUCGUAAAACUAUGAAUAUUUUCUUAAUGACUUUGGCUCUUUAUGAUAUCCUCAUCAUUACUAUAACUAUGCCAGUAACUUUAGUAGAAGAUUUAUUAUUAUGGUGGCCUUUUGGUCGAGUAUUAUGCUAUAUUCUGUAUUACAUGCCUACCAUUUUUGCCUCCGGAUCUGUCUUUACCAUCGUCACAAUUGCAGCUGAACGCUAUCGUGCGGUAGUCUAUCCCAUGAAGCCAAAGUUAUCGACCGCAAGGGCUGCCCUAAUUAGCAUUGGUAUUUUUUUAAUAGCCAUUGCUGUUACUGUUCCUAACAUGGUAUUUGCAAUUUACGACGAUAAAACAUUUCCGAAUCAUCCUCAAUGUAGUCAUCAUUUCUUACCUGAUCCUAUCUUAGGAAAUAAAAUUUACGUAAUAUUCGUUUUUGGCUGCUUAUUUUGGUUACCAUUAAUGUUCACUGGUGGCUUAUACAUUUUAAUUAUGUAUCACUUACAAGUCCAUCGACAUAAAACAAUCUUAACUAUCAACGGGCGUAUGACCACUGAAACAAAUCGUCGGGUCGUUACUAUGCUAUUGAUUAUUUUAUUGGUUUUCGUCCUUAGCUGGUUACCCCUGCAUAUUUGCUUUUUCUUGGCAAUAUUUGGGCCGCUUAAUCCCUUAACGAAAGACUUUCGUUUAGCGUUAACUAUUUGCCAUAUUAUUUCUUAUUUAAACUGCGCAAUUAAUCCUAUCGUGUAUGUUAGCUUU
Molecule: messenger RNA, 837 nt
Organism: Trichoplax adhaerens
Lineage: Eukaryota; Metazoa; Placozoa; Uniplacotomia; Trichoplacea; Trichoplacidae
Exons: 1
Biological process (GO): G protein-coupled receptor signaling pathway
Cellular component (GO): membrane
Molecular function (GO): G protein-coupled receptor activity
Source: RefSeq, a predicted model, not a curated record